Molecule: messenger RNA, 3969 nt
Organism: Diceros bicornis minor
Lineage: Eukaryota; Metazoa; Chordata; Mammalia; Perissodactyla; Rhinocerotidae
Gene: PLCB2
Product: phospholipase C beta 2
Exons: 32
Coding region: 291-3866 (1191 amino acids)
Biological process (GO): phosphatidylinositol-mediated signaling; lipid catabolic process
Molecular function (GO): phosphatidylinositol-4,5-bisphosphate phospholipase C activity; calcium ion binding
Source: RefSeq, a predicted model, not a curated record
GGGCGGGGGCUUCGAGGAGGGGAGCCUGGGCAGAAGCAGUGACCGCAGCCCCCCACUGCAGGCAGGCGGGAGGAGGCUAAUUUAAAAGGCAGAUGGGCCUCUGGCCGAAGCAUUCAACUCUGCACCGAGCCACUGCCACCCGUGGACUAUAAGAGCACCCAGACUUCCGGACCGGCUUGGGCGGGUGCCAUGUGAGCCCAGCUUGGCUCCCCUCCUGCCUGCCUUCCUUCCUUCUCUCCUCCUGCCUGCCUGUGCCGGCCCAGCCUCUCCAAAGAGGGACGCUUGGCACCAUGUCUCUGCUCAACCCUGUCCUGCUGCCCCCCAAGGUGAAGGCCUAUCUGAGCCAAGGGGAGCGCUUCAUCAAAUGGGACGAUGAAACCACAAUCGCCUCCCCGGUUAUCCUCCGUGUGGAUCCCAAGGGCUAUUACUUAUACUGGACGUAUCAGAGUAAGGAGAUGGAGUUUCUGGAUAUCACCAGCAUCCGGGACACCCGCUUUGGGAAGUUUGCCAAGAUACCCAAGAGCCAGAAGCUCCGGGACGUCUUCAACAUGGACUUUCCUGACAACAACAUCCUGCUGAAGACACUCACCGUGGUGUCUGGCCCCGACAUGGUGGACCUCACCUUCCACAACUUCGUCUCCUACAAAGAGAACGUUGGCAAGGACUGGGCUGAAGAUGUACUGGCUCUGGUCAAGCACCCGCUGACGGCCAAUGCCCCCCGCAGCACCUUCCUGGACAAGAUCCUGGUGAAGCUCAAGAUGCAGCUCAACCUGGAAGGGAAGAUUCCUGUGAAGAAUUUUUUCCAGAUGUUUCCUGCUGACAGAAAGAGGGUGGAAGCUGCCCUCAGCGCCUGCCACCUCCCAAAAGGCAAGAAUGACGCCAUCAAUCCUGAGGACUUCCCAGAAUCCGUCUACAAGAGUUUCCUCAUGAGCCUCUGUCCUCGGCCAGAAAUAGACGAGAUCUUCACAUCCUACCAUGCCAAGGCCAAACCCUACAUGACCAAGGAGCACCUGACCAAAUUCAUCAACAAGAAACAACGAGAUUCCCGCCUCAACUCCUUGCUGUUCCCACCAGCUCGGCCUGACCAGGUGCAGGGCCUCAUCGACAAGUAUGAGCCCAGUGGCAUCAACGUGCAGAGGGGCCAGCUGUCACCUGAGGGCAUGGUGUGGUUUCUCUGCGGGCCAGAGAACAGUGUGCUGGCCCAGGACAAGCUACUGCUCCACCACGACAUGACGCAGCCACUUAAUCAUUACUUCAUCAACUCCUCACACAACACCUACCUGACAGCCGGCCAGUUCUCAGGCCUUUCCUCGGCCGAGAUGUACCGACAGGUGCUGCUGGCUGGCUGCCGCUGCGUGGAACUGGACUGCUGGAAGGGGAAGCCCCCCGAUGAGGAGCCCAUCAUCACCCAUGGCUUCACCAUGACCACAGACAUCUAUUUCAAGGAAGCAAUUGAAGCUAUUGCAGAAAGUGCCUUUAAGACUUCCCCCUACCCUGUCAUCCUGUCAUUUGAAAACCACGUGGACUCACCCCGCCAACAGGCCAAGAUGGCCGAGUACUGCCGGACGAUGUUUGGGGACAUGCUGCUCACAGAGCCCCUGGAAAAGUUCCCACUGAAACCAGGCAUCCCCCUGCCCAGCCCUGAGGAUCUUCGUGGCAAGAUCCUCAUCAAGAACAAGAAGAACCAGUUUUCUGGCCCACCAGCCCCCAGCAAGGAGCCGGAUGGGGAGGCUGAGGGUAGCAGUCCCCCCAGCGCCCCUGUGGGUGGGGACACAGUGUGGGCUGGUGAGGAAGAGGCUGAGCUGGAGGAGGAGGAGGUGGAAGAGGAAGAGGAAGAGGAGGAAGAGUCAGGAAGCUUGGAUGAAGAAGAGAUGAAGAAGAUGCAGUCGGAUGAGGGCACAGCGGGCCUGGAGGUGACGGCUUACAAGGAGAUGUCCAGCCUAGUCAAUUACAUCCAGCCCACCAAGUUCAUAUCCUUUGAGUUAUCUGCCCAGAAGAAUCGAAGUUAUGUCAUCUCCUCCUUCACAGAGCUCAAGGCUUAUGACCUGCUCUCCAAGGCCUCAGUGCAGUUUGUGGACUACAACAAGCGCCAGAUGAGCCGCAUUUACCCCAAGGGCACCCGCAUGGACUCCUCCAACUACAUGCCCCAGAUGUUCUGGAAUGCUGGUUGCCAGAUGGUUGCCCUCAACUUCCAGACGAUGGACCUGCCCAUGCAGCAGAACAUGGCGCUGUUUGAGUUCAACGGCCAGAGUGGCUACCUUCUCAAGCAUGAGUUCAUGCGCCGGCCAGACAAACAGUUCAACCCCUUCUCGGUGGAUCGCAUCGACGUGGUGGUAGCCACCACCCUUUCCAUUACGGUGAUCUCGGGGCAGUUCCUGUCAGAACGCAGCGUGCGCACCUAUGUGGAAGUGGAGCUGUUUGGCCUUCCUGGGGACCCCAAGAGGCGCUAUCGCACCAAGCUGUCACCCAGUACCAACUCCAUCAAUCCUGUCUGGAAGGAGGAGCCCUUUGUCUUUGAGAAGAUCUUGAUGCCUGAGCUGGCCUCUCUCAGGGUGGCUGUGAUGGAGGAAGGCAGCAAGUUUCUUGGACAUCGCAUCAUCCCCAUCAAUGCCCUGAAUUCUGGAUACCACCAUCUGUGCCUGCACAGCGAGAGCAACAUGCCCCUCACCAUGCCUGCGCUCUUCGUCUUCCUGGAGAUGAAGGACUAUGUACCUGACACCUGGGCAGAUCUCACCGUGGCCCUUGCCAAUCCCAUCAAGUUCUUCACUGCCCACGAUAAGAAGUCUAUGAAGCUCAAGGAAGCCAUGGGAGGUCUGCCUGAGAAGCCCUUCCCGCCUCUGAGUCCAGUUCCCAGUCAGGUCAAUGGGGCAUCAGCCCCAACGAGCAACGGGUCAGCAGCAGCUGGGGCCGGGGCCAGGGCCCGGGAGGAGGCCACGAAAGAAGCUGCGGAGCCGCGGACCGCCAGCCUGGACGAGCUGCGGGAGCUGAAGGGCGUCGCGAAGCUGCAGCGGCGGCACGAGAAGGAGCUGCGGGAGCUGGAGCGGCGCGGCGCGCGGCGCUGGGAGGAGCUGCUGCAGAGGGGCGCGGCGCAGCUGGCCGAGCUCGGGCCGCCGGGCGCAGGGGGCGGCUGCGGGGUCCGCAGGCUCGGCCCCAGCAAGGGCUCCCGCAAGAAGAGGAGCCUGCCCGGCGGCGAGGAGGCCACCGGGGCCGCGCCGGGCGAGGACCCCGAGGGCGCGGACGCGCGCGUGCGAGAGCUGAGGGACAGGCUGGAGCUGGAGCUGCUGCAGCAGGGCGAGGAGCAAUACGAGUGCAUCCUGAAGCGCAGGGAGCAGCACGUGGCCGAGCAAAUCGCCAAGAUGAUGGAGCUGGCCAGAGAGAAACAGGCGGCAGAGCUGAAGACUCUCAGGGAGACCUCGGAGAUUGACACCAAAGAGAUGAAGAAAAAGCUGGAGGCCAGGAGGCUGGAACGGAUUCAGGCCAUGAUCAAGGUCACCACGGACAAGAUGGCCCAGGAGAGGUUGAAGAGAGAGAUUAACAAUUCCCACAUCCAGGAGGUGGUGCAGGUCAUCAAGCAGAUGACAGAGAACCUGGAGAGGCACCAGGAGAAGCUGGAGGAGAAGCAGGCAGCCUGCCUGGAACAGAUCCGGGAGAUGGAGAAGCAGUUCCAGCAGGAGGCGCUGGCAGAGUAUGAGACCAGGAUGAAGGGCCUAGAGGCAGAGGUGAAGGAGUCGGUGAAAGGCUGCCUCAGGGCCUGUUUCCCCUCAGAGGCAGAGGACAAGCCUGAGAGGGCCUGUGAAGCCUCCAGGGAACUGUGUGAGCAGGACCCACUCACAGCAAAGGCAGGUGCCAAAGACAGCCAGCUCUAAUGCCCCCAUUCCACUGGGACAUUCUGCAAGGACGUUCACCCAUCUCUGGCACGUGGCUCCAUCCCCCCAGGAGGAAAGACUCUGAGGCUAUGGGAUGCUGGAG